Messenger RNA from Penicillium canescens, 1686 nucleotides. Its product is annotated as LysM peptidoglycan-binding domain-containing protein. Lineage: Eukaryota; Fungi; Ascomycota; Eurotiomycetes; Eurotiales; Aspergillaceae. The transcript has 4 exons. The record is from RefSeq and is a predicted model, not a curated record. Bases 1 to 1686 code for a protein of 561 amino acids.
AUGCCCAGAGCACUCAUCAGUGCUUCGUUCUUUCUCUAUACUUUGGCCAACGCCAGCUUCGUUCUCUUUCCGAAGUCCAGCGUCGAAAACGCAGGCUACUCUGACGAAUGUGUCGAUGCUCUCUCCACAAACAUCACCCAAUGUAAUAAUGCCGUUUCUUCGUUUGAUCCCAACACUGCCUACUCUCAGAAGAUUCUAGCGUUGGGCUGUACUGAUAAGUGUGGGUCUGCUCUGGUGUCUUGGGAGAAAAGCAUCAAGGAUUCGUGCCGUGGUGUGACCUAUGUUGAUGGUUACGGCAAUAACGUUCCUAUUUCCUCUGUUGCUUCUAUCAGAAGCUUCAACUUUAACCAAACUUGCAGGCUGAAUGAGGGCGAAUUUUGCAACACUGUUCUGGGCAACCUGACUGUAACUCCGAGCAACUCGUCCGCCGCAAAUGCCUGCAAUGAAUGCGCUCUUUUCAAGCUGCGUGAUACUGCUCAAUUCCAGUACAACGAUGGACCUUUGGUCUACUCCAAGGGGAUUUACCAGAGCUACACAUCGUCCUGCCUCUUUACUGGGUACCCGUUGACAGUUACACCCACGACAACGCCCAUGUCUCCUCCUGCUACAUCUUCGUCUUCUUCAGCGCCAGCCAAUACCCCUACCUGGACCUGCAGUGGCACAAAGUACAAUAUCAAGUCUGAUGAUACUUGCAACUCGAUUUCACUGUCCCAGGAUGUGGCUACUUGGCAACUUCUCAUGGACAACAACCUGCCCGCCUAUUGUGCUAAGUUUCCAAAGAAGGGCUCUCUUUGUAUCAAGAAUAAGUGUAAUGUAUACACUGUUCGGAGUGAUGAUACCUGUAGUUCUGUGUCUACUGCACACAACAUCAGCACUGUCCAGCUUCGUGCCUGGAACCCUUGGAUUGACACCGGAUGCUACAACUUCAACCGCACCAUUGGUACUCAAAUCUGUGUGGAUGAGCCGGGUCAGAAAUAUGUCCCUCCUGCCACUGCCACUACCAGCACGGGAUCUUCUUCCGGUGCUAACUCAGCAGUCCCUGUUCCAAGCAAUGCUGCAGCGAACACUACUAUCAGGUGCGGAGAGUACUAUGUGGUGCAGCCCGGUGAGGAGUGUGACAUCUUCACGACCAAGUUCGGGAUUUCUCUUCAGGACUUUGAAGUCCUUAACCCGGAAAUUAAUUCGAACUGCACUAAUCUGCUUUCCAACACAAGUUACUGUGUGCAACCUGUCGGAGAUAUAAAUUCCUAUCCAAAUGCCCCUGGUUACAGGGGCCCGGACCCUUCUGUCUCAAAGGUUCCCUUCACUAGUGUCCCUGAUUCCACAUACGCUCCCAUCUUUGUCAAACUCCCGCUCGCACCCAGAACCCGUGAGGGCUGCCUUACCUACGCAGAUGGAAGCACCCUGCAGUAUAAUAUGACAGGAGCCUCCGACUGCAAAGUAGCUGCCUACUUCUUCGAGACGACCGAGGCAGACCUGAAAAAAUGGAACCCUUCGCUUGGUAAAGGCAGUGGCUCGUCGAACAGCACUGACUAUUGCUCUUUCUCGAAGCAGUACCGGUAUUGCAUGGAUUACGAGGUUGCUUCCUCGACGGCUGCUCCAUCCACUACCCCUACUUCUACACCGGUUCCUGCUGCUACCAAGCACGCUCGUAGCCACAUUCGCGAGCACGCUCACAAGCACUGA